UGGUAUGCCCGAUGUUGAAACUGAAAGGGAAAACGUGACAGACACACAAGAAGAUUCUACAUUUGAGUUUGUAAGGGGCCUUCAAAAUACCAAUACGCGUAGAAAAACUGAAUCUGACUUGAGGUAAUGAUUACCUAACGAAGAACGGUGAACACAGAAACCCGGAGGAAAUUCCGGUUUAUGACCUGGAUAUGCAUUUGGCAAGAUUCUUCAUGAAUGCAAAGAAAGCAAGCGGCGAUGAUUAUGAACCCGACACGUUAAAGUCUAUCCAAGGGAGUGUGAACCGUUAUUUGGCCGAGAAGAAGUUGAACAUAAACAUCAUUACGGAUAAGGAGUUCAAACAUUCUCGCGAUGUACUUUUGUCAAAACGAAAGUUGCUUAGACAGCUGGGAAAGGGAAAUCGUGAAAAACGAGCAGACCCCCUAACGCCAGAGGAAAUCGAUCUUCUUUAUGAAAGGAAUCUUCUUGGAACUGGAGAUCCCAAGUCACUGAUAAAUGUUUUGUAUCUUAACAAUACAAUGCAUUUUGGAAUGAGAAGCAGAGCUGAACAUGUAGGUCUUAGAUGGGGUGAUGUGCAGCAAAAGGUCACCUCGACUGGAGAGGAAUAUUUAGAAUAUAGAGAGAGAUCAACAAAGACAAGAACUGGGGUCACAAGUGAGAGUCGGAGUUUUGCACCAAAGAUGUUUGAAAAUAGAGAAAAUCCCCGAUGCCCUGUGUUAGCGUAUAAGGAGUUUGCAAGGAGAAGACCAGAACAGAUGAACAACCCCGAGUCGCCAUUUUACUUAGGAGUUUCAAGGCACCAUGAAAAAGCUUGGUAUGUCAACCAACCAAUGGGAAAGAAUACGAUUGGCAACAUUGUGAAGGUCAUGUGUGAGGCAGGGGGAAUCCAAGGAAGAAAAGUUAACCACAGUGCAAGAAAGACAGCCAUUAGUUCCCUAGUACAUGCUGGUGUCCCCCCAACCAUAAUUCAGCAGCUGUCUGGCCAUAAGAAUGUUAACUCUAUUAAUAAUUACAGCACUGCCUCCAAUGAACAGCAGAGGCACAUGUCUUCUAUUCUUACAAACUAUUCAUCUAGUUGCUCGGAACCACCAGUCACUGAAUUCGACAGUUCCUCUUCAUCCCUUGAUAAAUGUAGCUCAGCUCUGCCAUCCACCAGUGUGGUGCCUUCAUCAAACACUGAUGAUAUUAUUCAUCAAACACUGACUGAAAUAAGUUCUUAAGAAAAUCAACCCAUAAUGAAAGAGCAUGUCUUUGGCAAUUUUAGGGGGGCCAAUAUUUCUGGCAAUGUUAUAUUUAACUUCUCUUCCAAACAACCAAAAUCCCGUAAGAGAUGUAGAGUCAUCUACAGUGAUUCAGAGUCAGAUUAAGAAAAAGGAACUAGAUCUGUGAUAUCUUGUAAAUAUGUUCAAAUAUUAAAAGUGAAGUUGUGUUAUAGCUAUAAUAACUGUGAUAUUUUCUUUGUUAUUAAAUUUUGUUAUUGUUAAAAAAUAUAAAAGAUUAUUUGUGUUUAAAUUAUCUGUUAAGUUUACCAGUAAUGUGUUAAAUUUUGUCUUUAUACAUGUAUCAUAUUGUUUAAAAUGAGUUUUGAAUCAUUUAUGUUUAUAAGAAAAAGGAACUGGGUCUGUUAUAUCUUGUAAAUAUAUAUAUGUUCAAAUAUUAAAAGUGAAGUUGUUUUAUAGCUAUAAAUGUGAUAUUUUCUUUGUUAUUAAAUUUUGUUAUUGUUAAACAAUAUGAAAGUUUAUGUGUUCAAAUUAUCUAUUAAGUUGUUGUU
Messenger RNA from Magallana angulata, 1771 nucleotides. Its product is annotated as zinc finger MYM-type protein 3-like. The transcript is spliced from 3 exons. Lineage: Eukaryota; Metazoa; Mollusca; Bivalvia; Ostreida; Ostreidae. Gene Ontology annotation, molecular function: DNA binding. Gene Ontology annotation, biological process: DNA recombination; DNA integration. The coding region runs from base 192 to 1220 and encodes 342 amino acids. The record is from RefSeq and is a predicted model, not a curated record.